AUGGAGACUGUAUCGGUAGCCGCCGCCGCCGUCGCCGCGUCGCCCGUGCCGGUGGCGCCCACGCCCGCCGACUUGGCGUCGCCCGCGGCGUCCUCGCCGGCCUCGAGCUCCGGCGGAGAGGAGCCGAGCGAGAAACUGCCGCCCGCCGCGCCGGUGCUCAAGCCGCUGGAUCCGGCGAGCGCCCCCACGGCCACCGGCAACGCGCACGGCCUGGCCGGCGCCUUUGGGAUGAUGAAAGAUCGCGCGGCCACGGCCAAGAAGACGCUCGGGCCGCAAUUACUCAACAUGAAGGACAUGACGAGCAAGAAGUUGGAGAAGUACCAGCCCACGAUCGUCAAGGCCAAGACGUCCGCCACUGCAGGCUUGACGACAGCGGCGAGUAAGAUGAAGGAGGGAUCCACUCAAGGCUGGAGCAUGUUGAAGACCAAGCUGGCGGCGGCGGGGCCUGUGGCCGAGAGGAUCCACACCAUGGGGCUCAACGUCAUGACGGACAUUUAUCUGGGAGACACCACAGUGGAGGCGCUCGUAUGCGUGGAGGACCCAAGGAGUGUCAGCUGCUUUUUUCUGGAGAAGUACAAGACUUCCAAUGUACCGGUUCCGGCCGAAUCACCUUCGAAGGCGGCGAUGGGGCUCUUGAGAAUGUCACGAGCUAUCAGCAACUCCAGCACUCAUUCGGUUGAGAAUGAGGCAGCACCAACCACACCAGCGAGCCAGUGCUUCGCCACGCCUUACGUACUGGGCACCAUCCUGCUCUUCUGCGGCGACCUGCCCGUCCUAGCUCGAGUAUCCUGCGUGAAUAAAGCUUGCAGGGACUUUAUCGCCUCAGAGCGAAAACUGGAGAAGUUCUGCGUACGCUACGGCUAUCUCCCGCCCAGCAUCCGCUUCGCGUACUGGGAGAAAACGACCAAGUUCGGCAAGACGCGUGAGGCGUCCGAGUUUGACUACGACACGUACUUGCAGAUGGCGUUGUCCAAGGGCGACACGACGGAGUUGAUCAUGACGGACGUGCGCCGCACGUACGGCCGAGUGGCGCCUCACAAGCGAGCGGCCAAUCACAAGGACGAAGUGUCGGAGGAAGACUUGACCACACAACUGAGCGAGAUUCUGCACGCGUUGGCGGGCCGAUUCCCAGCGGUUGGGUACUGUCAGGGCAUGGAUUACAUCGCUGCUCACGUGCUGUACAAGGUCAAGAAGAGCGGCUCCGCUGCUGAUACCAAGGCCGAAGCGGAGAGUACCUUCUGGUUACUGGUGACUCUGUUCGAGCGCUAUGGGUUGCACGACAUGUUUGCUCCGGGGCUGCACACGCUGCACGUGCAUUGCUUCCAGACGCAGAGGCUGCUGGAGCUGACAGAGCCCGCUCUGGCCGAGCAUUUCGCUAGCGAGAAGAUGCCGAUCGAGAUGUUCGCCGUCGGGUGGUUCCAGACGCUGUAUUUGUACCUGAACGUGCUGCCCGCCGAGGCGUUGGAUCGGAUCUGGGAUAUCUUCCUCUUUGAACGGAACUGGAAGAUCAUGCUGCGAGUGGCGGUGGCGCUACUGCAGCUGUCCAAUGAGUUCGUCAUGGACAAACCCAUCGACGAGAUCAUGCAGUUCUUCAACACAUUCGCUGACAAGGCGGACGACCUGCUCGCAGAAGCGCCGCUGACCGAGCGUGCGCUGCGCCUCAAGGUGACAAAUGCGGUGCUCACUAAGUUGCAGAAGCAGCAUAUCAAGGCCAAGCGAGCGUCCCCCACCAAGACGCAGACGUUCAGCUAA
Messenger RNA from Phytophthora sojae, 1752 nucleotides. RefSeq lists its product as hypothetical. NCBI's taxonomy places the organism in Eukaryota, Oomycota, Peronosporomycetes, Peronosporales, Peronosporaceae. The record is from RefSeq and is a predicted model, not a curated record. The transcript has 4 exons. Bases 1 to 1752 code for a protein of 583 amino acids.